UCCAUAUAUCGUCCCAUCUUCAUCUUAUUCCUCGAUUCCGAUGUUGACGAUCAAGAUACAUCAUAUCUUGACUCUUACGACCGUCUUCUGUCCAUUUUGACUAUCUCUGAGCUCUUUACAUACGGCAAAAUUGAGGAGAUCCGCACUGAAAAGUGCCAGCUAACAUGAGCAAUUUACCGACGGCUAUUCCCCGAGGUUCAUGGGUCCUCGUGACGGGAGCGAAUUGUUACACCGGCAGCCAUGUGGUCAUAGAGCUUCUGAAACAAGGCUUCAAAGUGCGCGGAACAGUCAGAGAUCUUUCAUACAGCAAGUGGCUGCUCGAACAUCCAGCUGUCAAGCCGCAUGCCGACCAAGGAGAGGUGGAAUUGGUUGUUGCAAACACAUCAAAGCCUGGAGAUUUCGAUGGGGCGGUGAAAGGCGUCUCGGCUAUUAUUCAUCUCGCCAACAUCGGCGAUUAUUCACCAGAUCCGAACGUUGGUUUUGCAUCAGCUAUCGAAGCUGCCUUGACUGUAUGCCGAUCUGCUGCCAAGGAGCCUUCGGUCAAGCGAUUUGUUGUAGCAGCUGGAUUAUGGUCAGCUGUAUGGCCCAAGCCCGGCGAGACAAAGACUAUCACGCAGGACACGUGGAAUGAUGAUCUUGUUAAGGUCGCACAGGCACCGCCGCCAUACGAGUUGAGCCGCAUUCUUCCAGUGUACCUGGGCGCCAGAGUUGAGGCCGAGAAGGCGGUAUGGAAGUUUGCCAAAGACGAGAAGGUCCCUUGGGAAGUCAAUGCGGUUAGCCCAUGCUGGACUCUGGGUGAUCCUCUACAUGCAAGACAUUAUGGGCCCAUGCCUACUCAACUCCUUCAGCAAUUAUACCUUGGCAAAACAGAUGCGCUUACCGAGAACACAACAGUCUACUACACUCACGUCUCCGACGCAGCUGUCAUUUACGUAGCAGCAGCUAUCGACCCAGAUGUCAAAGGUGCUCGCAUCCCAGCAUUGGCCAAGUCAUUCAACUGGAAUAAUGUUCUUGCCAUCUUGCGCAAAGCAUAUCCCGAGGAGGACUUCGAAGAAGACUUUGUGCCCGGAGACCCUGUCCUAAGCUACAAGAUUGAGAACGAUAUUGCACCCGAGCUUCUUAAAAAAUGGGCUGGGAGAGACUGGAUCAGCUUGGAGAAUGGCAUUACGGAGACUAUCGACUUUUCACGGAAGCUUGGUAACUUGGACUAGUCCAAUUAUUCGAGCGGGUGACGAAUAUGUUGAAAAAGCUUUGAAUGUCUUUAUGUAACGUGUGCACUGACUUGUGACGGGAUUUGGAAGAACGAAACUUAUGGAAAUGAGAAAUACUACUUCGCCCUAUGGUAGAGAAAGACGUAUAAU
Fusarium redolens is the source of this 1361-nucleotide messenger RNA. RefSeq lists its product as uncharacterized. Lineage: Eukaryota; Fungi; Ascomycota; Sordariomycetes; Hypocreales; Nectriaceae. The transcript is spliced from 2 exons. The coding region runs from base 165 to 1211 and encodes 348 amino acids. The record is from RefSeq and is a predicted model, not a curated record. Gene Ontology annotation, molecular function: oxidoreductase activity, acting on the CH-OH group of donors, NAD or NADP as acceptor.